CUCUCUCUCUCUCUCUCUCUCUCUCUCACACACACACACACACACACGCACAGGCACAAUUUGUUUGGGAAAGUUCUCUACCUCUUGUUUUCCUGGGAAAGGUUUGAUUACUUUACUCAUUUCAUCACCACCGCAGCUAACGAGUCAUCCAUUCUGAAGCUUACGAGAUCUCAUGACAAGCGAGCACCUCCUUGCCCACCUCUCUCUCUCUCUCUCUCUCUCUCUCUCUCUCUCUCUCUCUCAGAGGGAAGGGAGAAGAAACUGAAACAGAAAUCAAGAAUCUGUAACCAUUGUGCUAGCCAUUUGUGACAAGAAAAUUCCCCGACUUAAUGCCAAAUUACCACCUCCGUUCUCUAGCCCAACCUCUCUUCUCUGGCACAGCCUCUGUUCUCUAGCCCAAUCAAAGACAUGGGAAAACAUUUCUUUUACUUCCCAAUGUCUUGUCUGUAGGCUGCUCUCUUUCCACAAGCACGAGAUUCAUAUUCUUACCUCCCUUAAUUAGGUUCUCUUUCUCAUCUCCCCCGACAUCUAAAUUCAUUCUGCUUAAUCCCCUUCUGAUCACACUCCAAUAUGGGCAUCAAAGAACUGAUGAUCUCCUUCAUCUUCACCACAUUCCUGCUCUCCCUCCUCUUCAUUCCGUCAGUCCUACCCUUCUCUAUAUUCCAAUCUAGCAACCACUCCAACUCUUCCGGGCGACCCGAGAAACCGUACCCGGUCAGCUUUGCCUACCUCAUCUCCGCCUCCAAAGGCGAUGUCAAUAGGCUAAAGCGCACCCUGACGGCGAUCUACCAUCCCGCCAACUACUACCUUCUCCACCUCGACCUCGAGGCAACGCCUGAGGAGCGGCACCUCCUUACCCAAUUCGUCUCCGACCACCCCACAUUUUCCCUAAUAGGCAACGUUUGGAUUGUACACAAGUCGAACCUCGUCACCUACAGGGGCCCCAGCAUGCUCUCCACCACUCUCCAUGGCCUCUCAAUCCUUCUCAGGAGGUGCCAAUGGGAUUGGUUCAUAAACCUCAGCGCCUCCGACUACCCGUUGAUCACUCAAGAUGAUCUAAUAACGGCCUUCUCCAACCUGCCUAGAGAUCUCAGCUUCGUGGAGCACACAAGCCACUUGGGUUGGAAAAUAAGAAAAAGGGCAAGGCCAAUCAUCAUAGACCCUGCGCUCUACAGUCUCAACAAGUCGGAGAUCAUCCGGUCUACCCAGAAGAGGAGCCUGCCCACUGCUUUCAAGCUCUACACAGGCUCUGCUUGGACCGUGCUUUCGAGAUCUUUUGCGGAAUACUGCGUUUUGGGCUGGGACAACCUACCAAGGACCCUUCUCCUCUAUUACACCAACUUCAUCUCAUCGCCAGAGGGCUACUUUCAGACAGUAAUUUGCAACUCAAAUUACUAUAAAAACACAACGGUGAACCACGAUCUCCAUUAUAUCAUGUGGGACAAUCCACCAAAGCAGCACCCUCUAACCCUGGGAAUGAAGGACUACAGGAGGAUGAUUCUGAGCAGCGCAGCAUUUGCAAGGAAAUUCAAGAAGAAUGACCCAGUCCUUGACAAGAUAGAUAGGGAGCUCCUUCGCAGAAAGAAUGAACAGUUCACGUACGGGGGGUGGUGCUCUGAUGGGGAAAUUACGAGGUGCUCAGAUGGUCAAAGCAAAGGGAGGACAGGAGUUUUAAAGCCUGGGGCUGGCUUUAGGAGAUUGAGGGCGUUGUUGACAAAGUUGCUAUCAAGUAGAAAUUUCAAUAAGCGGCAGUGCAGAUGAGAUAUCCAGAAAGAUGUAUGGUGAAAAUAGAAACAGAGAAAUUUUUUGCGUGGAUUUCAGAGCUUUGAAGCAUACUGGGUGGAUUUGUGAUAAUUGCAGAACCAAACACUUCUGCAAGUCACCUGAGCAUAUUAGUUGUGCUGCUGGAAAAAUAGCACUGAGAUUUAGGCACUUGUUGCAAAUAAAAGGUUUGGAAACAGUGCAGAAAUCCAUUUUCUACUACUACUGGGCACACCUAUCAGGCUCUUACGGUGCUUUCACUUUGAUUUUUCUUUUUUCUUUUUGCUUCCUAUGAUAUGAGUCAUAAUUGCCAUGCUAGUAAUUCAGUCAUUUAUCUUCUUGGACGAGUCAGCUUCUCAGAGGGGGGAAAAAAAUGUAAUUUACAAUUGAAACUCAAAUCAAUCAAGUCCACUCCGUCA
This is a messenger RNA of Ananas comosus (pineapple), 2180 nucleotides long. RefSeq names its product beta-glucuronosyltransferase GlcAT14B-like. The record is from RefSeq and is a predicted model, not a curated record. Lineage: Eukaryota; Viridiplantae; Streptophyta; Magnoliopsida; Poales; Bromeliaceae. Gene Ontology annotation, molecular function: glucuronosyltransferase activity. Gene Ontology annotation, cellular component: membrane. Bases 571 to 1761 code for a protein of 396 amino acids. The transcript has 4 exons.